GUUAGUUGCACAGUGCCAACGUGCCUGCUUCUUUGUCAUGUGACACGGAAUUCCUAGUCUGAUUAAGCCGGAUGUUGUAUGUCCCGGCUUCCGGAAGGAGGAAUCAGUCUGUCCGGUCUACGGACUGAAGGAGAAAGAAUUUUUCAGUAGGUGACUGAGCUCGACCUGGACGUGGAUCCAGAUGAAAUGAAUAAAGUACCAGGACCCCCGUCCUCCUCCCCACUCCCUGCACCCUCCCCUAACCUGCCCCAGCCUAACUUCUCACUUACUCCUCCCCCAUCUAUGGUUUUUGCUACACCUACUCCUCCUCCAAUGAACCCUACAGCCCAGACCCGACAGCCGUUCUACCCUGUUCGGCCCACAUUACCCACAAACCCUGCUCGAGCCCAGGCAAGCUCCGCCCCACGGCCCAUCCCUCCACCACACGGGACACACAGCCCUCACGUCUUCCAGCCAGGCUCCCAGAUGAUGAUGAUCCCAACGCAGCCAAUCAGCUUUUCUAACUCACAGGGGCCCGCCUACUACAUUCCCGGCCAGUAUCGCCCCUCAUAUGUUUCUCCUCAGCAGUAUCAGGUCGCAGGUUCUCCAAACUUUUAUCCUGGAAGCAGUCCUGCUGAGUACGCUGGAGCUUACUACCAAACUCAGCCCCAGUUCACGCCUCCUGUAGCCACGGCACCUGUCCUCAUGAACCCCGCCCCCCAGCAACAACAAGCCCCGCCUCCUCCACAGCAUGCAGCACCGGCCAAACGGGAACGCAAACCGAUAAGGAUACGAGACCCUAAUCAAGGAGGCCGAGACAUCACUGAAGAGAUCAUGUCUGGGGGCCGAAGCGCCUCCACCCCUACACCUCCACAGUCGGCCCUGACGAUGUCAGACGGCGAAGCCAUCACACAGUCGAAUGGUGAGAAAGCCCCGCCUCCUGUCACAGCAGCCAGGGGAGACGACCUGGUAAAACCUGUAGUAUCCCUAGAGUUCCCCAUUCCCCCAGGGGAAAUCCCUAUCCCAGAUGCUCCGCCCACUCCCCCUCCCACCAGCCCAAUCAGUGACACAGUUGAUGCCCCACCUCCUACCAUGGAUAAAGCCACACAACUCAAAGAUGCAAAACAGCAGGAGCUGAAAUCCUCAUCAACUGCGGUUCCUUCUUGCGGUUCUACAGAGAAUGGGGCAGGACCGGCAACAGUUUCUGUACUUCUUCCGGCUUCAGGAGCUGACCCAGCACUGGAGUCGCCAAUCGCACAGCCAGAGGAGCUGCAGUUUGUAAACGGUUUAACCGCAGAUGCCAACAGAGACGUCAGCCCUCUUGCUGAGCCUGACAUCACAAAAGAGGCUCCACCUGUUUUCGAGGAAUUCUCAACACGGACUACCAAAGUUGUCUCUCCUGUCCUCAAGGAAACCCCCGCUCAGGUUGUCAGCGAGACACCACCACUCCUAGAUGUCAAAGAAACUUCUGUCUCAAGUGUCAAAGAAACACCAGCUCCUAUCCCAACACCUACUCCUGUUGUCACAGAAACCCCAUCUCUGAUUGCCAAGGAUACCCCGUUAUCAGCUGUGAAGGAGAUCCCUGCACCAAUUGCCAAGGAACCCCCCCCUCCUGUUGUCCCGGAGGCUCUGGUUGCAAAGGAGAUGCCUCCUCCAGUUGCCACAGAAACAACCGAGCCUGUUGUCAAAGAAACCAUUAUUGAGGAUCCUUGUCCUGUUGCUAAGGAGACCCCAGAACCAAUCGACAAAGAAACCCGAAGUCCUGCUGCGCCUGUGUCUGUUGCUAAAGCAGCACCACCUUCUCCUCCUACUCUUGCUGAGGAACAAGAGGACACGCCCCCUGCACAAACAACUGCCCCAGACAGCACUAUGCAAGCAGCCGUUUCUGUGCCAAAAAAGAAGAGGAAGUUGAAGGACCUAAACAAGAAGGAGACUGGUGAUGUGCUGGAUGCCUUUAAAGAGCCACCACCAAAGCCAGAGCCCAUGCCUCUGACAAAAUCAGAGCAGGCUGAACCUGCCCCUGUAGCUCCACCCCCUGUAGAAGACAUGGAAGAGACAUGGGAAGAGAAGGAAGACAAGCUUGAUGCUGAAAACCUCCAACGACGGAGUCCGGCACCGGCCACGCCCACCGAGCAGAAGUACCAGUACAAACAGGAACAGUGGAAACCUCUGAACCCUGAGGAGAAGAAGAAAUAUGAUCGAGUGUUUCUGCUGGGCUUCCAGUUCAUCAGCGCUAGCAUGCACAAACCAGAAGGGCUACCGCAAAUCAGCGACGUGGUGCUGGAUAAGGUGAAUAAAACUCCUCUGCGGCCAUUAGACUUGAGCAGGAUGAACUGUGGUCCAGACUUCACACCUUCAUUCGCUAAUUUGGGAAGACAGCCAGUUGGGGGGCGUGGCCCGGCUAUGGGUUUGCCGGGACCCAGGCGCUCAGGUCAGUCCAGUUCCCGUAAGGAACCGAGGAAGAUCGUCCUGUCUGGCGUGUCCUUGAAUGAUGAUAUUCAUCUGAGCAAGGCAGAGAAUGCGUGGCGACGUGGUGGUGGUGGAGGAGUUGAAGUCGAUGACGCAGAGACUUCAAAGACACGGGAGCUACUGCGACGUGUGCGAGGCGUCCUGAAUAAACUGACCCCUCAGAUGUUCCAGCCACUGAUGAAACAGAUCACAGACAUGACCAUUGACACAGAGGAGAGGCUAAAGGGUGUGAUCGACCUCGUGUUCGAGAAGGCCAUCUCUGAGCCCAAUUUCUCUGUCGCGUACGCUAACAUGUGCCGAUGCCUCAUGGGGUUGAAAGUGCCGACUUCCGAUAAGCCCAAUGUCAUGGUGAAUUUCCGAAAGCUUCUGUUAAAUCGUUGCCAGAAAGAAUUCGAGAAGGACAAGGAUGAUGACGAGAUCUUUGAGAAGAAACAAAAGGAGCUGGAUGCUGCCACUGAGGAGGAUGUCCGACAGCAUCUGAAGGAGGAGCUAGAAGAGGCAAAGGACACGGCACGGCGGCGCUCGCUCGGCAACAUCAAGUUCAUUGGCGAGCUGUUCAAGCUGAAGAUGCUUACGGAGAACAUCAUGCAUGACUGCGUGGUCAAACUGCUGAAAAACCACGACGAGGAGAGCCUGGAGUGUCUGUGCAGACUGCUGUCCACCAUCGGCAAGGACCUGGACUUCGAGAAGGCCAGGCCUCGCAUGGAUCAGUAUUUUACCCAGAUGGGGAAGAUCAUUAAAGAGAGGAAGACAUCGUCCAGAAUCCGAUUCAUGCUUCAGGACGUCAUCGAUCUGAGACGGAAUAACUGGGUGCCCAGGCGGGGAGAUCAGGGCCCUAAGACAAUCGAGCAGAUCCACAAGGACGCAGAGAUGGAGGAGCAGCGAGAGCAGGUUAAAGUCCAACAGCAGCUCCUCUCCAAGAAGGAUGUACGAGGACCUGUCGGAGGAGGUGUGACCCUGGGCCCUCGAGGUGCUGGCCCUGCCUCACACCGGGGCAACCCACCACCAGACGACGGCUGGAACACGGUUCCCAUUUCCACCAAGAACCGGCCCAUUGACACCAGUCGCCUCAGCAAGAUCACCAAGCCUGGAUCACUGGACUUUAACAACCAGCUACUUGCACCUGGUGGCAAAGGAUCUUGGGGCAGCUGGGGAAAAGGGAGCAGUGGAGGCUCUGGGGUUAAACCCAGUGGUGAUGGUGCAGCUCAAGACUCGAGCCGUACAAGCACACUGAAUCGCUUCUCCGCCCUCCAGCAGCCUCCCUCCUCCUCCUCCUCCUCCUCAUCUUCCUCCAACAUGGACACAGACCGAAGAAUCCCACAAAGGAACAGCUUGAGUAGAGAGCGUGGCGACCGUGGUGACCGUCUUGAACGUGGUUCAGACCGAAACCGACCCAGCAUCAGUAAGCGCAGCUUCAGCCGAGAAAAAGAUGAGUGGGAGCAGAGACCGGUCGAGACGGUACGGCGAGUCACCAGCAUGACUGAUGAGCGAGAACGAGCGAGAGAGCGUGAACGAGAGAGAGAGCGUGAACGAGCACCCAGCAAAGACAACGUGAGGAGAGAACCUGUUUCCACACCACCUCCUGCUCCGUCUAAACCGGCUCUAAGCCCUGAGGAACUCGAAAAGAAAUCCACUGCUAUCAUUGAGGAGUACUUGCACAUUAAUGACAUGAAGGAGGCGUUGCAGUGUGUGAGCGAGAUGAACUCUGCCUCACUGCUCUACCUGUUUGUGAGGACUGGAAUUGAGUCGACUCUGGAGCGCAGCACUAUCGCCAGAGAGCACAUGGGCUUACUACUACACCAACUCGUCAAAGCUGGAAUGCUGUCUGAGCAGCAGUACUACAAAGGCCUGAUGGAGGUGCUGGAGGUGGCUGAGGACAUGGCUAUUGAUGUGCCUCAUAUCUGGGUUUACCUGGCUGAACUGAUCACUCCCCUGCUGCAUGAGGGUGGGAUUUCCAUGGGCUCACUCUUUAGGGAAGUGUCUAAGCCCCUGGUACCUAUUGGCAAAGCUGGAGAUCUACUAGCACACCUCCUCACCCUGCUCUGCAAAGGAAUGAGCCAUAAGAAGGUUGGAGACAUGUGGAGGGAGGCGGGGCUUAGCUGGAAGGACUUCCUGUCUGAGGAUGAAGACGUGAAUAAGUUUGUGACUGAGAAGGGAGUGGACUACACACUGGGGGAGGGGUAUGGAAAAGUUGGUAGCAGUAGGAAAUCACUGAGUACGGAAGAGCUUUCGAAACAGAUGGACCAACUGUUGCAGGACAAAUCCGACAACCAGCACAUAUUCAACUGGGUGGAGGCAAACCUGGAUGAGCAGCAGGUUUCGUCGAAUACCUUCGUUCGAGCUCUGAUGUCCUCUGUGUGUCAGGCUGCUAUCAUUUGCGAAACUCCGUAUAAAGUUGACUCUAAAAAGAUUUCCCAGAGGGCCAAGCUGCUCCAGCGCUACAUUAAGGAUGAGCAGAAGGAGCUGCAGGCACUUUAUGCAUUACAGAGCCUCAUGGUGCAGAUGGAGCAGCCGCCAAACUUAUUGCGGAUGUUUUUCGACAUACUCUACGACGAGGACAUCAUUAAGGAGGAUGGAUUCUACAAGUGGGAGUCAAGCAAAGAUCCAGCCGAGCAGCAAGGCAAGGGCGUUGCCCUCAAAUCAGUCACCGCCUUUUUUACAUGGCUCCGUGAAGCUGAGGACGAAUCAGACAACAGCUAAACAGCCCUGGCUCCUUUCACAAGUUUCCACUCUUGUGGGAGUUUGAACAAGAUGCAAUUUUGAGCAUGGAUGAAAAUUUGAAUUUCAGAUCAAAUGUUUGCCCUGGUUUUAUGCUAUUGAAUGAUUUUUGAUCCAAAACUUUAAUGAAAAUGACAUAAUUCACCACAAGGAUAAAGUCAUCUGAAGAUCUUGUUCCGUUAUAGUCUCUGUGGUUUUUGACAUCAGCUUGGUGUCAAUAAACUCUGCCUACACUUUGCCUACAGUGUGUCGCUACACCAGCAUGAGUAUCAAAAGCUGCUCAGAGCUCUAUAUUUUUUUAAACCCUUCAAGUACCAUGUUGAGAGAAACUCUAUACCUUGUGCUGGAGAAUGAAGUGCUGUGUUUAUUAUUCUUUUUUUUUUUUUUCCAUUUUUCCUGCCACCUGAUUUUGUUAAACAGGGCAAAGAAAACAGAAUCCAGAGCUGUGAUUGGGUGGUCUUAAAAGGAGGAAAUGAACUGCUUCCUAAUAGCUCUGUGUGAUGAAGAAGAGGGGGAAAAAGCAAUGGAGGCUGAACUUUGUCUUUUCUUUUUUAGCUGCUGCUGCUGCUGAGGGGGGCGGAGUUACACUAACCGUCACCCUGAACUUGUCUGAUUUAACUUUGUUUAAAAAAAAAAAAGGACAAAAAAAAGAGGACAAAAAAACUGGUUGGCUGAAUUCGUGUGAAGGCUGUAGUGCAUUUUAUAAAAUACAAUCAAUACUAAAACCUAGAAAAAAAAUUAAGAUAUUUACUAUAAGAAAGGCAAAAGUGUUAAAAAAUAAAUAAAUAAGGAAGACAAAAACAGUGUGAAAAGCCCUUUCUGCUAAUAACACAUUUCAGGAGAGUCCUGUAAAUAUUUAGUUUAUUGAUUGUUUUUGUUUAAAAUUUUCAAUAAUAAAAAUGCUAACUUUAA
Messenger RNA from Tachysurus fulvidraco (yellow catfish), 6078 nucleotides. Its product is annotated as eukaryotic translation initiation factor 4 gamma 1. The transcript is spliced from 29 exons. NCBI's taxonomy places the organism in Eukaryota, Metazoa, Chordata, Actinopteri, Siluriformes, Bagridae. The coding region runs from base 187 to 5148 and encodes 1653 amino acids. Gene Ontology annotation, molecular function: protein binding; mRNA binding; translation initiation factor activity. The record is from RefSeq and is a predicted model, not a curated record. Gene Ontology annotation, cellular component: eukaryotic translation initiation factor 4F complex.